Molecule: messenger RNA, 1161 nt
Organism: Naegleria lovaniensis
Lineage: Eukaryota; Heterolobosea; Eutetramitea; Acrasida; Naegleriidae
Exons: 1
Coding region: 1-1161 (386 amino acids)
Source: RefSeq, a predicted model, not a curated record
AUGAAACGCUUGUGGGAGGAGACUCUUUCCGAUCAUAACACACGAAAUGUAAUAUUUUCUUCGGAAAGUUAUCAUCCGUUAUUUGAUGGAUUAUCGGAAGAGUCUCUUGAGCCUUUAUUGUCCAAGAUGGUGAACGAGAGUGGAUGGAGAAAAUUAAAUAGUAAUUCUGGAAAUAUUCAUUCUCAAGAAAAUUCUGUUCUUGAGUUGAAGAGCAAUAAAUUGGAGAGCACGAUGGAUGGAAAGGAGUCUGAAAAAUUAUCAUCACAAAAUGAUUUUAAAUUUCAAAGUUUUACAACCAAAAAUGAUUCAUCUCAACGAUUACACAAGCCUAGUGAUGAAAUUUACAAUGAUUUUUCUCCUCACUCUCUACAACGAAGACUAGCUGUUUCACCAAGUUCAGAAUUCUCUCUUUUUGAAUGGUUUAACUAUUGGUUCAAAGGUUUGACACUAUUCUUUUCAACAUAUGGUGCUAUUAGCAAUCCCCAUAAAUAUAUCAAUGAAAAUUCACAACUACCCGAUAGAAUGACUCACGACUUUUAUUCAAGAGUUUAUAAAUAUAACAAGCAGGAAUAUUUAGAUGCAAUGGAUAAUGCUGAUUAUAGUAUACAUGCUCCAAUGACCUAUAAUUAUGAAGAUUGCAUGCAAUUCAAAAGAUAUAUUUCAAUUGUGGGUACCUUCUGUGGAGCAGCGCUGGGAAAUGGAUUUUCGUUUGCCUACAACUUUGGUAAUAUCACAAAUGGAAGACAAACGCUUCGUUUUGUGGCUGCAGGGUCGAUUAUGGGCUUUAUGUUUUCUCGAUUUUUCUUGGCGCCAAGGAAAGAAAGUUGUUUUGAGCAAAUUAUUAAUCAGGCUCUCUCUGAAAGAAUUAUAACUAGAGGAUAUAACAACAUGAUGCAAUAUUAUGAAUCUACCAAGCAUGAAAUGAAUCCAGAAAAGCGAAUGCCACUAAAUUGGUAUUCAAAUCAAUUGAGUCAGGUACAACGAGAUUAUUUAAAUAAGAGAAUGCAAGAACACUACUCAAAUGCAUUGAAAACUGCUGGGUGCAGUACUGAGUUUCUCACAGAUAUGGAUUGCAAGGACGAAAUUGAAUGGAAACUUUUUCUCGAUAAGAACUUUCCAAAAGAAUAUCCUUCACAUAGAAAACAUUUUAAAUUUCUGUAA